GUUUGUGAAUUGCAUGUAUUUAAAACUUACAAAAGGUUUUUUUUUUUAACUUUUUUGAGUAAAAAAAAAGUGAUGAUGUUGAAACAUUGGAGAAAAUACAUCACACUACCCGUGGCGGAUGGAAAUCGCGAGUUUCCGAGCAGCGAGGAUCGGUAGGUCACCCGGGCGGUGAUCGGCUAUCCCGACCCCGGGUGAUAGACACGCGAACGAGCAUUCACUGAGCUGCGUAGUCAGAGCUACUGCACCUGCUACAUACACAACAUACGAACAACGAGAACCACAGCAACGCUACAGAGAAUCGGCGGAUGUCGAGCUGAAACUCACGCAGAAUUUCUCCCGAUUUCCACGAUUAUCGGAUGUGCAACUACGACUCGAGAGGGGAAUCGGCAGGAUACGUUUGUGGGUUGUUGUGAUUCAGUAUGGCAUGGCUGUCUCUAGUACGCUAGGCUUAGUUUUCUUGUGUAGUUCUGUUCGAUGAAUGCCGCACUAGACGGCCACGGCGAAAACAAAACUCACGGACGCACACGCAGCUAGCUACGCUACCGACCGGCCGGUGUGACUCACCACGGCACGGAACGUGUGGUUUAUGCGGAUCAAGGAAUUCUAUGGACUCCCUUUUAGCCGAAGCCCUGGAUUGACCACAAGUUCCCAGUUGAAUACAAGGAGGUUUCUGCGUUGAUGUCGACCGAUCGACUGGCGGCUGCUGGCGACUGGUUUCAACCCUCUACGGCACGGGAUGUGAUCAGUACGGUCGAUCGUCUCGAGCGGGCUGUUGGACCGGUGCUCACCGGGCGAGCCUCGGCAGAGCUGGCCGGCCGUGCACGCUUGCUGUGUGCACGGUACGGUGUGUUUCAGCAGUCGCGGUAAUGACGAGUGUGUACGUCUCUAUCACCAAACAAUGUCCACCGAAAAACCGCAAUUUUGCUUUAUGAUUGUACCCCAUCUGGAGACACAUUUCACAUCCUUGAGUACUUUGCAUUUGAUUUUUUUGGUGUUACGAUGCAUGAUAUCAAUUUCUUGUGUUGAUUUGACCCGACUAUUCUUGCAAACAUCGCGGUGGCUUCAUUUAUUGUGGUGUUUCCGUGCCCGUAGUACGUUACCGGGUACUCACGCUCAGUGUACGCCGUGUGUGUUGAGAUUACAACGGCCUAUCGUGUGUUGUGGCGUCUCGGUCGGCGUUCAUGAGAUCGUCCAUUGAAUUCGCCAUUGCCACGACUUGUGUUGGAGGACGGCCAACAACAUUAUACUAAACCUGUCCUUAAAAAGUGGAAUAUAUACCGAGGUGACCGCUUGGAUCUUGGCAAUGUGUCAAAUGGUUGUUAUCUGAAACGGCAGGAAAAUAAGCAGACGUGACUGUUUCCGACUACUGACGAGCUCCGUGGCAGACGUCUGCGAUCCACGCUCACAAGCGAGGCCCUUUUCUAGAUCUUUUGCGUGAAUUAACGUCAAGAUAGAACAUCAUAGAUUGAAACCAAAAGUAUAGGAGGAUUGUGAGUAAUGAGCCGAAGUGCGUACGGUAGUCCUCAGUAAUCGAAGCUGAGAGAUCACCGCUAUUUUUGCGAGUCGAUACUACACGGGAACCUAUAGGCCUACGAAAAAAAAUUGAUAAAAACCAAACGCUGUCGAGCUAAAGCUCAAACUCUGUAACAAGAUUGGAUUCAUUUCCAUAUAGUCAUGGAUGAAGCGACACCUCACGGAUCUCAGUGAACCCCAAAAGGACCGCAGACCUCACACCCCAGUUCACGGGUAAAUGGAAGGCAGGACUGGGCUGCCCGUGUCCGGCACUCCUCCCUUCCCGGCCCCCGUACUGCCGCCCCACGGCACCGUCCCGGCUCCCGCUGUCAGCUGCUCGGACUCCACGGUUCUCAGCCCUGUGUUUGCCGACCUGCCGGGCGGGCCCAACGGGGGAGCCACCCGUACCUCCUCGGCCGUCGCCGCUGCUUCCUCCAUAGCGAGUCCCGGGCAUGCUAACUAUCAAGGCAAGCUGUUCUCUUCCUCGGUGGCUGCAUUAGGCGGAGGAUCAGGUUUCUCGUAUCUGGGCAACUACAUCGGUCCCUCCAGCACUGACUCCUUCAAGCAGUCCAGCGGCGUCGUUGCACAACCGGCGAGCAUGAACCAGUACUGGCUGCCCAACUCUGAAGGGUAUGCAGGAUUCUCCGUCAGUGGUGCUCAUUCCUACCCACCAUACCUCACCGCUCUCAACUCAUUACCCGGCCCAGGAACCCAAGGAUUGCUUGCAGUUUCAGCCACAGCUAAAUCAGAAAGCCAACGUAUCCCGGCAUCCCACCACAUCAGGAGCAGCGACUUAUGGGAAGGCCCGCCGUCUAAGCUCAGCAAGACCUCUCCUCACAUUCUCAAAGAGGCCGCCCUCUCCCCAAAGACACCGACCCAUCCGCCGGCCAAGUCCAGGCACACUUCAGGAAGUGAGGACAGGAAGGCGUCCAAACACGAUUCCAGCCGGAGCAAAAAUAAGGACAGAGUCCUAGACAGCACUUUGGUCGAGGAGAAAAAGGAAUCUGCCGCCAGUAGAUGUAGCAAGACGUCUUCAAAGGAAAAAGGAAAUUGUUGUGAUAGUACACCAAAAACAGAACAGAACUUACAGUCAGACUCCAGACAGGACCUACAGACUAAGAAGUCUGAAAAAUUGUCUGAACCGAAACAAAAAUUCCCCAGCAAUCCGGGUACUCUGACAAUUGAGAUAAACAAUGGAGAGGAGCUGUCAAAUUCAGCUUCAAAGUGUAACGGCGACGCUAGCGUCCUAAGUCCCAAGAAAGAGAGUUCGAAGGGCAACCCAAGCUUACAAGCUUCGAGUCCGAAAUUAAAAGAAUCGAGCUCAGAAAAGCGGAAGAAAGCAAGCAAGCGGAAAGACUUGUCAGUGGACGUGAACGGAAAUGCUGUGCUAUCCAGCAUUCCUUCCGUCGCGGAGAAGAAAAUUGCACCACCGGCAGCUACUAUUGUGUGUAUUAGUGAGAAUUUGACGCCAGUGGCUUCAUUCGCUUCAGAAACACUAAACGCAAGUAAUUCAGCACAUCUGCCAGCAGGUGCAGAAUCUACGAACAAAAAUCAACCAAUUCAAAUGGACGCAUCCACUAAUGGCAAUAACAGGAUGUCAACAAGUGCUGAUACUGUGCCACUGACUGCCAGCCCUCUGUCAUCUAUCACGGUGCCUUCUUCAGAAAAACUCUCCCCUCGUUCACUCCCGGGUAAAGUCUCGAGUCCAGCGUCAGCGCCCCUUUUGUCAACCUCACCGAGAUGCUCCUCUCAUGGAACUGACAGCUCAGCUGCCGUAAGUCCGUCAGGAAAAACCACCGGUGGGGUUAUUUCCGUGCAGACUAGCUCCCCUGGAGUUAUUAUGUCUACUUCUUCGUUAGGAGACUGUACUCAAAGAACCAGUACGUCUGGGGAUUCACCAACAGCAGGAGCUGAUGUCAGAAAGAUAAACUCACCGGUAGAUAUUCCAACAAGUCUGAACUCUUCUGACAUUAGUCAUCCCAAAGCUUGUCCCAUCGGAGCCGGACCAGCAACAUCUAAUGUCCCAACAUCAAGUCCACUUGGAGCUACUUCUUCAGUAGCUAAUCCCUCACUGGCUUAUCCCACAGACGUUAAUCCCAAGGGUGUUAAUGCCACAGGGGUUAAUCCCUCUGGAACGCAUCCUAUAGGAACUAAUCCCAAAGGGACAAUCCCCAUCGCAGCUAAUCCUACACGAGCUAGUCCGACAAGAGCUAGUCCACAAGGGACCUUCUCUUCAGAGGGAAGGACAACUGAAGCUAAUCCUACCGGAGCUAAUCCUACCGGUAGUAAUUCAGCAGGAUUAAGUCCCACUGGGACUAAGCCCACUCGAUCUAGUCCCUUGAUCAUUGGCAGCUUAUCCAGUCCCCACAGUGUGAUUAGCGGUGAUCUGUCUCGCGAGAGCCCGGUUGAGAAGGAGAAAUUGCCAAGCCCGAGAUCGCUGGUCACUACUACAGCUCUCAGCACAUGUGUGACAUCAUCGGUCUCCAAGCCAAUUUCCUUUCCUGCUCACGGAUCCCUGCCCUCCCCUUCCUCCCAGACUCAGCCGUCUUACAUCAGCCAUCUACCCAUCUACCUCCAUGGCACGGGGCAUCUCAGCCUGGAGAGGGAGGUCGGUCGAGAGACCCCACGAGACGGCUCCAAGGUCCAUGCCACCACGUUUGUUCCCGCCCUGGGGGAGUUCAUCCCCGGACCAGCCUCCAGCGCGACCAUGCAAGUCAAGGAAUCGAAAACGAAAACCUCAACCAACGGCAAAGAGAGUAAUCACGGACCGCUUGUUAGCGACAAGGAGAAAGAGAAAGUAUCCUUGAAAAAGGAGCCUGCCAAAGUUGGCACAUCGCUGUCGACAAAGGAGCAGAUAGUGGUUUUGCCCAAAGGAGACGUGGGUACUGAAAGGACAAAAGUAGGAUCUUCACAUCAGGACUGUGGAGCCAAGAUUAAGGAAAGUCUGGACUCCAAAUCAACUCUUACCAAAGCAAAAGGUGAAAAGUCGGAUAAGCAUGAUAAAUUGAAGAAAGGGCACUCGAGCAGUAAACCAUCUCAUGAGAGUCGAGACCAUCAUCUUUCACCAUCAGAGCUCUCUGCCAGUGGGAAGGAUCGGGUGAUGGAGGGCACACACAGGACGCCUAGUGAUUCAAUUCACAGAGAAACGUGCCGGACGUCCGAUGCGGCCAUCAUCAGCACGACGCCGAGCAUGCACAGCUAUCCCCAUCACAUGGCUGGCUUCUCACUGCCGCUCAGUAGCAUGGUACCAUCCUCCAGGGAAGGGAACAAACUGGAAGCCCCACCCACGUUGUACAGCACCGAAGAGCAGCGACGCUACUUGGAGUGGCACAUGGCUGCCGCCAAGCGUGGCUACUGCUACGAGCAUCCAGGAAAUCGAGUCUCCAGCUCGGAGCCCCCAAAGCUGGAUCCAAGCAUGAUGCACAGGACGCCGCAUCAACCCAGCUUCCCUUCACCCCGGACGGACAGCCGACCAGAGCCGAUGCCUGAACACAGCCGGGGGAGGGAUUACCCAUCGUACACAGCUCCGCAGGAGAGUAUGCUACGGUCCGUCUUGACGGCAGGAAUGCAUCAGGCUCACUCUGAGGCGCAGCGAACAUCUCCUGGAAGCAGCAGUAGCGGCAGUGGCACCAGUGGCAAAGCUGCAAAACAAAGCAGCGAGACAAAGACUGAGAACCGCAACAAGUCCGUGAGCCAUGGCAGCAAGACGUCCUCGGACAGCCUUGGAUCUCAGGGCAGGUCGACGCCGGGAACCAAAGGGAGUGACGGUCGUAAUCCUCCCGUCGGGAUAGCCGUGGCUCAGAAGAGACAGGAUUCUGACAGUGUGAGCCAGGGACGGCCAUCCACCAUCACUACACAAAGAAACAGCCCCCAUGUUGGUUCUGAUGAGGCUGAGGACCGAGGGGCUCGAUCCAGGGCCAUACACGGAGUGGACAGAGAUGGCAAACACAGGGAACACUCACCACGGUCUCACAGGGAAGCAACCGAUCUGCUGCCGCCGACGAAGUACCAUCAUCACCGGUACCCGGGGGACCUAGGCUCCAACCUCAUUGUCACAGGUGGCGCCAGUCUAGGCCCCUCCCCUCACCACUUUGACCCCACGGAGGGCCGGAUGACCCCCUCCCACCCAGCCCACCUAGCCCUCCCUCCCCCCUGGCUCCCCAGGGCACCGGGCCCACCCCACGCCCCCUCCCUCUGGCUGGGUCAUCCCUUUGGCUUGACCACGCCCCCCGGCACGGCCCUGCAUGCCGCAGCCGGUGAGGGUGCGUCCAGCCAUCUACAGGUUCCGCCGGCGGGUCUGCAGGUCGCCAGGGAUCCGGCUACUGGGCAUCUGGUCCUCGUGCCUCAGGUGCCGGCCGUGCACUCGGACUCCAGCGUCCCGCCCAACUUGAGCAUGUGGCCGUACCUGGUCCCUCCCCACCUGCAGCCCCACAGCCACCAGCUGCAGCAACUUGUCCUGAACCAGCCCUCCUUUGCCCCACCCUUGCCACACCAGGCCUCCCACCCCUUGACCCACAGGCAGGACCAGCCGCUCCCCAACGCCGACUACCACUUUGCCCUGCAGCAGCACCAGGAGGCCCUGGCCCAGUGGUACCGACAGGAUGAGCAGCGCCAGAGGGAAGAACAGCGCAGACGGGAACAGCAAUCCCGCAAAAGCAGUGGGGGUGGCGGGGAGAAAACUCAAAGUGACAACAAAAGUCACAAAAGUGGUUCGGGCGGAGAGCCAAAGUCAGAAAGUCACACGGAAAAGCAGCCGGCAUCUCACCAUCACGACGUCCUCAAUCUUAAGAUACCGCCCCACGCCCCAUACCUACCUGGUGUGUCGUUACCAGGCCAACCGCCAGUCUCCUACGUCUACCCACCACAACAAGUGCAAUACCUCUACAACCACGCAGGUGUAUUCCCAGCUGUCUCCUGUAGCUCAUCUCCGAGAACUGAAUCUGGAGCCUCGACGGCUUCACCGAAGCAAACCACGACAAAAUCCAGCACCGGCUCGGACGGAAACAAAAACACCAAAUUGGACAGCAGUCUGAAGACUGCUCUGAAGAGCAUAAGCGUCCAGACAUCCCCCUCUGAGACCCCAGCCAGCGUGGAUGACUCCAAUGAGACGAAACCUGCAGCAUCAGAAGAGACGGAGGAGAACGAGGAAAUGGACACCUCUCUGAGGACAGAGGACAGUGAAGAUCAGGAGUUGAUCAUUGUCGACGUUGUCAACGAUGACGCCAGCGACAGCCCGAUGCUGGAGAGUGAGAAAAUCAACCAGGAGAACAAGAACUCUUCUACUCAAGCAAACUCUGAAACAGAACCUGCUGUUGCUGAUACCAAACUGGUCGAAAAGUCAAGGACUAGUGCGAUGAUUGUAGACCCAAGGACUAACAUGUUGAGUUCAGCUGUGCUGUCGUCAACUGAAAUCCAAACUGAUAUGAGCUUGGACCCAGCCAUGACGCAGAAAAUGAUUUCAGAGACGGUAAUACCCAUUACUCCUCUGACUACGCCCCCUUUAGACACCGAGGUCCCUUCGCUUGAAACUCCGCCAGCCCCGAUUCAAGAGGAGCCAGGCAAGGACUCCCUCAUCUCUAACGUUUUGACGACCACGCAGAGCUUUGCAUCCCGGAUGGAGGCUUUGGAUCAGGACCAGCUGGCAGCCAUCGAGGGCAUCGCAUUGUUGAGCGAGGUCGCUGAGCAGAAAGUCUUCUCCGUCUGUAAUGAUAAUGACAAGACCAAUGCUGCGCAGACGUCGCAAACGAGAGAUGAUUCCUAUCUCCUUGAUGCCCGUCACCAGGACAACGGCACUCCUCUCCAGGGCAACACAGCCAGUGCGUUGACCUCUGCCAGCGGCAACACGUUGCAGCUUAUCAGCCAGUCCUGCCCCACGUCGCCCACGGAUUUCAUUUUCAAAAGGAGUACAUCCAGUGAAGGAGUGGACAGUUUCGCCAGCCCGGGGGACAUACUCAACCCCAACGAGGUGGAGAUGACCCAACGACUGGCCGAACUCCAGCGGAAAUAUCAGGAGAAGAAACGGGAGCUGGACAAGCUACAACGCAAGAAAGAUAAAAAGGACAAGGGCUCGAGAAGCCUGGACCAAGACAGGCGACGGGGCCCGGGCCGACCGAGAAAACGCAAAAUCAGUAAAGAGUCCCACCAAGAAAGCGGCCCAUGUCCCAUCAUCAAGUCAUCGACGGCUGUCCUCCUGGAAGCAGCUGCAUCUCUUGAGGAGAGCUCCCCGUUCCUGGUUCCCAAGAAGAAAAAGAAGAAAGACCGGGAGGACAAAGAGAAGGGAAAGACGGAAGACAAGAAGAAGAGCAGCAAGAAGGACAAAGAGGCCAAGGCGGGGCACAGUGAGACAUCCAAAUCCAAGAAGAGAAAGCACAAGUCAAAGGAGGACGUCCAGGACUCGUCACCAACAUCUGAGGACGUUUCCUCCUCAUCGUCAGGAGGCAAAUCGAAAUCCAAGUCCAAAUCGAAAUCCAAGUCCUCGCCUAGUCUGUCUCCUUCUUCCAAGGACACCAACAAACAGAAAGCCUCAUCCAAGUCUAGGAAGGUGUCUCUGACCGACUCUGCAAGCAGCGACUCUCUGGCCAAGUCGGGCAAGUCACCCAAGACAUCGGGAUCGAUCAGGAGUCCCCGCAGUCAGAACAGCUCUACAGAAUUUGAUACAGAUAGCAGCAGCAUCAUCUGGCCGAGCACAUCCACCACUGCCUCCACCUCCUCCAAAAUCCCAGCCACCAAAUCCAAAUCCAAAAGCUCCAAGAAGAAGACCAAGGAGGCCAAGGUCAAAGAUGGCAAGAAGGAUGGGGCUAAAAGUCAGGGGUCAAGCGACCCAGCAGAGGAUGCCACCAUGGAGGCAAUUGAGAACGUCAUCCGCAAGUCUUGUGACGGUCAGGGAAGCAGCGAGAAGGAACCGGCCAGAAGCGGGCCACUGCAGCAUGCAUUGCAUAUAUACGAGGAUGACAGCGACUCACCCUGGGAGACCGCCAUGAUAGACGCCAAGCAGAAGAAGAACUCUGGCCACGCCCAACAGAAGGGUCUAGCCCUCCUGGCUGGCAUCUCAUCCCAGGAACUCAUGAAGAGCGCCAGGCCCUCCAAGGAGAGCAAGACCUCCUCGGGCAAGGAUGCGGGAGAUGGGAAGACGACUGAUGCCGACAAGUCCAAGAAGAAAUCGGGCAAGACCAAGAAACGGAGCAUCUCCCCUGCAACAUCUGAACAAGGAACACCCAAGAAAGCAAGAAAGAUGUCACCAGUAGUUUUUAAGAAGGAGAAGGACUUUGAAUCGCCAAGCAAAUUGCCCAAGUCUACCAAGUCAGUCAAAAAGAAAGAAAAGACCCCCAGCGAGCCAACACCCAGGUCGACCAGCGUCGUCAAACAGGAAAAGAAGGAUCUUGAGGAGAAACCUUUCUUCAAUGAGGAGAUCUGGACCCGAAGACGAAGUGAGAGGAUCUUCCUGAGUGACAUCAGCCCUGGGGCGUCCCGCGAUGCCAGUCCACUGGCCAAAGGUCAUGAUGUUGCCAAGACACCCAAGAAGGUCGGUGGCCCGCCUGCCAAGCCCAAGGGUCAGUCUGAGAGCAGCGGUGGGGAGCAGGGAGCCGGCAGCGACCACAGCAGUACUGCCAACAUUGGGAGUGUCCUAGACGCGCUGAAGACGGACACGCUGCAGAUCCGCAAGAAACUGGCCAGCAUGUCUGCGCAGGAAGAUGAAAAGGAUGAUGUGCCAAGAAAGACUAAGAAGAAACUGUCCAAGAAGCGAGAUCAGGGCAAGAAAUCCAGCAGUAAGCAAGAUGGGAAGACUGACUCUGGAAGGUCCAAACACAAUGAUGACAUUCUGGAUAGCAGCUGCAGUGAGGCUGAAAACCUGCCACUCAGUAAUUUCCUGGAUCGCCAGAAUCCACCACCUCCUCGAUCAUGCAUCAUCAAUAAAGAUGAGCUCCAGAAUGGUUUAAGAGUCCUCAUCCCGAUUGAUGGACUUUUUUAUGCUGGUAAUGUCAAUGCCAUUCAACCGCCUGACGUUUACGGUGUCAUCUUGGAUGGCGAGCGUGGUAGCAGACCUCAUGUCUUCUCACAAGAGCAGAUGCUGCAAGAGACUUUUGUCGAUGUCAAGCCACUCUCAACUCGCUUUGUUCCAGAGGGCACUAGAGUCUGCGCCUACUGGAGCCAACAGUUCCGCUGCCUGUACCCGGGCACCGUUGUGAAGGGCACGCCCAAUCCUAACGAGGACCCAAAUUUUGUCUGUGUGGAGUUUGAUGACGGAGACUCGGGUAGGAUUCCCGUGGAUCACAUCCGGAUGCUCCCGCAAGACUUCCCCAUCGUCGAAUUUGAACCCAUUCCGGCCGAGCUCCAGCGGAAAAGGAGACGUCGCACAUCGGAUACCAGCUGCUCAACUAGUUACAAACUGGAAAAAGGGGACACAGAUGAAGGUACCACUGCCAGCAAAUCCAAGACCAGCUCACCCAAGAAAAAGUCAAAGAUGACCGAAUCCAACAAAUCUGCUGCCGAUCAGCAUGAAAUGGACAGAAUCUCAGAGUCGGGUGAGGAUGAUGUCUUUCUACCACAAACUCAGAAGGUUCAGAGCAAGAGCAAAAAGUCCAAAAGCCACGACAAAUCCAAGAAGUCAUCCAGCAAGGUGGAUUCUAAACUCAAAGAGAAGAAGAAGAAGAAAAAGAGGAAGAGAGAGGAAAGGAGGCAAGAGUCUGGCGAUCGUAAGAGCUCCAAGCGUUCCUCCAGCAAGAGUCCCCGCCGAAGCCCUGCCAGGAGCCCCUCAAGAAGCCCAGGUAAAUCCAAGAAAAAGAAGAGGAAGGAAGACCGCAAGAAGAAGAGCUCGUCCAAGCUUAGUUCCUCCAAUGGCGACUCCUCUCCGAAGUCCAAAUCCUCCAAGAAGAAGUCAUCUUCAUCCAGCAACAAGAGGAAGUCCCACCGCGACGAUCGGCACAGCAGUUUCUGCACGGUGGAGACGGAGACUGUCUACUCCACCCAUCCCAUCAACGGUUCCCAAGUCUUAACUGAGGAGGAAUCUGCUUCUGAGACGCCGACCUUCGACAAUGGGAAAGGAGUCUGGAACAAACACCGGGAUACCAGAGAUCACAGCCUGGAUGAUUGGAGCUCCACAGACAGUAGCAAGGACUCAAGCAGCGACAGUGAUGAAACAAGCUCCGACAGCUUGAGCAGCAAGGACAACACCCCUCUCACACCGAGCCGCAAGAGCCGGUCCAGCAUUCUGCCAUCCACUAGCAAGAUGACAGGUAGCCCUAGCCCUAGCCCUAGCCCCUGUAAUGCAGUAGCCUUUCUGCCUGCUCGACAGCUGUGGAACUGGUUCGGUAAAGCCACCCAGCGCCGUGGGGCUAAAGGAAAGGCUCGCAAAGUCUUCUACCGAGCGAUCAUGCGGGAAAAUGAAAUCAUAAGGCAAGGAGACGCAGCAGUGUUCCUGUCGACAGGGCGCCCCCACCUGCCGUACAUUGGUCGCAUCGAGAGCAUGUGGGAGUCGUGGGGCGGCAACAUGGUGGUGCGCGUCAAGUGGUUCUAUCAUCCGGAGGAGACCAAAGGGGGGAGGAAGUCACAUGAUGGCAAGAUGGCGCUCUACCAAUCCCUCCAUGUGGAUGAGAACGACGUCCAGACUAUAUCUCACAAGUGCGAGGUGCUCUCUGUGGACGAAUACAAACGCUACGCCUCAGGCAAGAAGCACAAGUACACCAUGGAUUCUGAGGACGUGUACUAUCUAGCGGGGACCUAUGAUCCCACCAGCGGCCACAUUACGUCGGUGACUUAGGACAUGGUCGUGUCAUGGGUAGGGAGCUUGUUUUUGACUUUGAGGACUUUAAAUAUCACAUAGCCAUGGUUUACAAAGCAGGGAUUUACAAUCCCACAAGCGGCCAUACCACAUUAAUGACAUUUGGCAAGGGUUUUUCUUUAAAGAAGGGCUUGCCGUGGAUGCUUUGGAGUUUUUUAUUUGGCAGGUAUCUAAAGCCCGUGGAGGGGGACUUGUAGCCCAUGCAAGACCUAUGGCCCAUGCAGGAGGACCUAUAGGUCAUGUGUUGGGACCAUGCUGAGGAGCUAGACCUAUGGCCCAUGCAGGGGGGGGGGGGGGAGGGGCUUAUAGGUCAUGUGGAGAGACCUGUAGCCCAUGUGUAGGGAACUAUGGCCCAUGCAGGGGAACUGUAGCCCAUGUGUAGAGACCUAUGGCCCAUGCAGGGGACCUGUAGCCCUUGUGUAGAGACCUAUGGCCCAAGCAGAGGGACCUAUAGCCCAUGCAGGGCACUUGUAGCCCAUGUGUAGGCACCUAUGGCCCAUGCAAGAGGAGACCUAUGACCCAUGCAGGGGACCUGUAGCUCAUGUGUAGGGAACUAUGGCCCAAGCAGAGGGACCUAUAGCCCAUGCAGGCCACUUGUAGCCCAUGCGUAGGCACCUAUGGCCCAUGCAAGAUGAGACUUAUGACCCAUGCAGGGGAACUGUAGCCCAUGCGUAGGGACCUAUGGCCCAUUUAGGGGGGGGGGAUCUAUAGGCCAUGUGUAGGGAUCUGUGGCCCAUGCUGAGGGACCCAUAGCCCAUGCAGGAGAUUUGUAGCCCACAUGUAGGGACCUAUUUUGUAAGAUGCCUUCUUAUUGGGCUAAAGUAAUGUUAAAAAAGAUUUAAAAUCUGGCUUUGUCACCAAAGGAGAAAUUGAAGUGCAUACAAGCCACGGCAAUAUGGAAAGGUUGAUUUGAGAUUUAUUAACCAAAUUGCAUCCCCGUUUUAUUGUAAAUCAUUUUAUCAAAAUAUUUUUUUUAGAAAUCAGGUACAAGGUACUUCAAACACCUUAAGAUGUGAAUUAUAAAUUUGUCAAAAUUAUAUGGGGAAUAAAUUGUUUUUUUAAGGCGUUUAGUCCUUUGAUAUUUUUAUGAGAUCGACACCACUGUGUUAAUUUUACAAAAUGAUCAAGAGCUGAUCUUGAAUUUAUUGUGGAGAUAUUUUUAUGUAAAGUGCACAAAUUGACGGUUUAAUGGGCAGAUUUAAAUUGUGUUUUACGCAAAAUGUUUUUGAAACUUGCACUUGUUGUUGUACGCUCAUUUUGAGACCAGAUUUUUAGAUCGUACAUGUUUUGAAAUCUUUAUCAUCAAAUUUGACGUAAAAUGUCAUAAUUUUAUAUAAUUUUAAAUAGAUUUUAAGAGCGAGUUUUAAAAGUAAAUUUUACUUUACAUUGGGAUGAGGUUCCACCAGUUUUUUUUCCAAGUUUUUCUCUGUGAUUAAAACAGAGUGCAAAUGAAUGUUAGGUGUUGCAGAAAACCAGACAUUUUGGCCUUCAAAAACCAUUGGACACAAUUUUAUUUGCCGAGAAGAUAAUUAUAAAUCUAUUCAUUUCCUUGUUUAAAAAAAAAAAGGAAUUUUGUUUUUCUAAGGAGGAAAUUAAAUCCUCUUUUUUGUGGCCCUUUCGUUGAAAUAAACGUAUGGAGCCUUUACCAAUAACUAUCUGUAAUUAUACCAAAUGUUAAUAUCAGUGUCUGUAAUUAACAAAAUAUGUACAAAUAGAUGAAUAUUUUCUGGUGUAAAAUGAUUUCAAAAAAGGAGGUUUUGAUCUAUAACUGUAUAUUUAUUUGUACAUAAUGUGGCGGCCUCUGCAUAAUAAGAAGAGACAUGUAAAUACUGUACGUGCUAUACAUUUUGUUGUGUGUAUUAACCCACCUGGUUUCUUGCGAACAGCGAUUAUUUUUUUUCUCCAAUUUUACUGAUCAAUCCAAAUAAAAGUUUGUAUUCAGCCCCAAUAAGGAGGAAAUAAUUGUUUGAAUUGAUAACGAUCAGAGAUAUUCUAUCAGAAAAUUGAUUUUUAAGGUUUAGACAAAGACUUCAAAAUUUUUAUAUAGUUUAACUUUGCUUUGUUUUUCGGGUGUUUUUGCGCCGACUCUACAGGAAAGGUCAAAAUUUGAUUCAAGAUUAUUAUUUUUUUUUUUUGCGUUGAUAACAAGGAAGACAGAAGAUAGUUGGUGGGAUAGAAAGCACAAAAUGAAAAGAACAGUUCCCUUUUACAACUUCCAGCCAUUUUGAGGGGGUUAUGAUAAAUCAUCUUAUGUUAAACUGCCAGAAUGUCGACAAUUGUAGUUCUUGUUCUCACUGCGAACAUGCAUGUAACCACAUGUAACCACAUUAAACAGCUUCUUCAAUUGGCUAGAUUUAAACCAAUCAGCAGAUGUGCUUUACAGGCGGACUCCUGAUUGGUUGAGUGACAUUCAUUUAUGGAUACUGAAGAAAGUUUAUGAUCGUUAAAAAUGAUUUAUUGAAUAGAUUGUAAACCUGUUAAUUCCUUUUGGACGAAUUCCACAAGAAUUUUGUUGGAUUUUGUCAGAUUUUAUAAUUGGUGGUGUGUUUCGCACAGUGUAUUAAUGAUUAUUAAGUAAUAAUUGCUUCAAAUUCAGUUCUUAAAGAAUAUUUUGAUGAGAAGGAUGGUUUCAGUAUUGGCAGCUGAUAUAUACUAGAACAUGUGUUGUGCUCUAUUGGAGUUUAAAAAAAAGAAAAGACAAAAAUUGUAUUUGAGACAAGAAAUCCAUGUGCGUUGCCAUGGCUCCUUGCACCAAAUCAAGAAACAGAACAGAAUCUGUUUUUAUUUUGAAUAAAUGAUUAAAAUCUAUCAA
This is a messenger RNA of Patiria miniata (bat star), 14102 nucleotides long. RefSeq lists its product as uncharacterized. NCBI's taxonomy places the organism in Eukaryota, Metazoa, Echinodermata, Asteroidea, Valvatida, Asterinidae. The record is from RefSeq and is a predicted model, not a curated record. The transcript is spliced from 23 exons. Gene Ontology annotation, molecular function: chromatin binding. The coding region runs from base 1751 to 11269 and encodes 3172 amino acids.